AUAUGUACUCUGUACAACCACAAUCAUAGAGAGGAAUGCAUAUAUUCCGUCCAGACAUGGCCUUGCCAAAGAACAGCAAUAUCGAACCAUUUUCAACCGUGAAAAAAGGUUCCCAUAAAACGACAGCAUAUAAUUCAGUCCUGGCUUCAAACCUAUUGCCGACAGGUAUUUACUUUUCCCUCCUCUCACAAAAUUUGAAUUCUUGAGGAAGAUUGAACCAGCCUUUCCAUCUUCAAGAUGCCACCUCGACUUUUCGACGGCUUGGUUCUGCCAGCUUCAGCAGAUUUUCACGUCCACCUCCGUGAUGGGCCAAUGCUCGAGGCAGUAGCCCCUACUGUGGCGUCUGGGGGUGUCGAUGCCAUCUUCGUCAUGCCUAAUCUCGUCCCGCCGAUAACAACAGUCGAGCACGCAUUAUCCUACAAGAAGUCUAUCGCCAAAUACACGGACGCGAAGCUCUUGAUGUCUCUAUACUUGCAUCCCUCCAUCACACCAGACACAAUCCGCGAGGCGAAGCAAGCAGGCAUCUACGGGGUCAAAUCGUACCCGGCGGGCGUGACAACUAAUUCAGCAUCUGGAGUCGUGGACUACGAGCAAUUCUACCCUAUUUUCGAAGCUAUGCAAGAAGUUGACCUAGUGCUCAACUUGCAUGGCGAAGCGCCCCCCGGGAAGGACAUUACGGUUCUGAACGCCGAAGAAGCAUUUCUUCCGACUUUGCUUGAUCUUCACCACCGCUUUCCACGGUUGAGAAUUGUAUUGGAGCAUUGCACUACGGCUGCUGCUAUUGAAGCUGCGAAGAAGUGUGGGUCCAAUGUCGUUGCGACAAUUACUGCUCAUCACUUGUCCAUUAUUGUGGACGACUGGGCGGGCGACCCUAUCAAUUUCUGCAAGCCAGUGGCAAAACUACCCAGCGAUCGCGUUGCGCUAUUGCAGGCUGCAACGAGCGGUGAUCCGAGGUUCUUUCUGGGCACCGACUCGGCGCCGCAUCCGCUCAGAGCGAAGAAAGGAGGUGCCGGCCCACAUGAGUGCGGGAAAUGCGCGGCUGGCGUGUUCACGCAGCCUUAUGCCACGCAGUAUGUGCUCCAAGCAUUUGAGGAUGCGGUGAACAAAGGCAUCAUCGAGAAGGAGCGCAUUACGGCAUCUGUCCUGAAAGGGUUUCUCGGUGGAUUUGGCCGGGAAUUCUACCGCAUCGAAGCUAGUGGUAAGAAGAUUAGGCUCUCGGCUCGAGAGGAGAAGGUCAGAUCCAAGUUGGCCGUCGGGAGUGCAGGCGCAGACGCGGCAAGUGAUGUUGUCAUUCCCUUCCGGCGGGACAGCCAGAUUUACUCUUUGGAGUGGCUAGAAGACUGAGGGUGAGUACGGUAACUGCCACCCUGU
Molecule: messenger RNA, 1371 nt
Organism: Exophiala viscosa
Lineage: Eukaryota; Fungi; Ascomycota; Eurotiomycetes; Chaetothyriales; Herpotrichiellaceae
Product: dihydroorotase, homodimeric type
Exons: 2
Coding region: 238-1344 (368 amino acids)
Biological process (GO): 'de novo' pyrimidine nucleobase biosynthetic process; pyrimidine nucleotide biosynthetic process
Cellular component (GO): cytoplasm
Molecular function (GO): dihydroorotase activity
Source: RefSeq, a predicted model, not a curated record